GCUCCUGCACUUCCGGCGUGCGCGUUCGGCGCCCCGCGCGUGGAGCCCGGCGCGGUGUGCCCAUGGCGGCUGGGGGUAGCGAUCCGCGGGCGGGCGACGUCGAGGAGGAUGCCUCACAGCUUAUCUUUCCCAAAGAGUUUGAAACAGCGGAGACAUUACUAAAUUCAGAAGUUCAUAUGCUUCUGGAGCAUCGAAAGCAACAGAAUGAGAGUGCAGAGGAUGAACAGGAACUUUCUGAGGUCUUCAUGAAAACUUUAAAUUAUACAGCCCGUUUCAGCCGUUUCAAAAACAGAGAGACCAUUGCCAGUGUCCGUAGCUUGUUGCUCCAGAAGAAGCUUCAUAAGUUUGAGUUGGCCUGUUUGGCCAACCUUUGCCCAGAGACUGCUGAGGAGUCAAAGGCGCUGAUACCAAGCUUGGAGGGGCGGUUUGAAGAUGAGGAGCUACAGCAGAUUCUUGAUGAUAUCCAGACCAAGCGCAGCUUUCAAUAUUAGUCUCCAAAUAUCGCUCCACUGCUGAGGGAACUGUGUCCCAAGCCCAUCACCACUGACCAGGUGUCUGGAGCUGACUUACACGGAAAUACUAUUGCAGAAGACAGUUGGGCUUCCUUUGGCUAGAACAACUCAGCUUGGUCUCAGUUUAGGUUGCUGUUUUAGACUUAACUCCUAGACCAUGGUAACCUGGCCUUCCCUCUUGGAGGGGGAGGCAUGAGGGGUGAUGCGCACAUAAGCUACACUAGUGACUACCUUCUACCACAGUUUUGGCACCUGUGUUAUUUUUAAAUUGUUUUUGUUUUAAGAUUGUGUUUGGCUUUUUUUUGUUGUUUGUUUGUUUGUUUAUCUGUUUUGUUUUGUUUUGAGUAGUCUCUCCCCCCAGUGUGGGGCUUGAUCUCAUUACCCCCAAGGUCAAGAGUUGCAGGCUCCACUGACUGAACCAUUCAAGCACCCCCUUUUUUUUUAAGAUUUUAGUUUUUUAGCCCCUGUGUUAAUUUUAUUCCUAAGAUCUCAUGUUUUAAUUUCAGCGUAUUUGUAGUUUUUGAAACUACAGGAAACGACAGUCUUAUCUCAAUGCAAAAGGAAGAAUUAAGGGGCCCUUGGCUGAUUCAGUUGGUAGAGCAUGUGACUCUUGAUCUCAGGGUGGUGAGUUCAAGCCCCAUAUUGGGGAAAAAAAAAAAAGCCCCAUAUUGGGCUUGGUGCCUACUUUAAAGAAACAAGGAAGGAACCCCAAAUAUAAACGCAAAAGGAAGAAUUAAACCAGACGUCUACCAUCAUCUGAAAUUCUUACAGAAAGGAUGAUGGUGUUAAUGACUGAGACAGCAUUGGAAUCAUUGUGUUUAACCCAGAAGUCAAGGAAGAAGCUCACCAGGGAAAGUAGUUAUACCUGAAGAUAACUGCCAAACAUCGGGGGCUCGUAGCCUUGGGGUUGAUCAGUACCGGGCCUUUUUUCUUGACUGUUGAAGGAUGUAGAUUUCUCACUCCCAGGUUAAGAUUUUUUUUUUUCCUUCAUGGGCCAGACUUGAGGGUCUGAACAUUUUGAAGACUCCUUGUAUGGGGCAUCCAGUCCAAACUCUGUCAUGCAACUCAGCAGCAGGUGAUAUCUGAUGGGGUGAUUGGGAAGGAGGGAGCCUGCCCCUUCCUGAGCCACUACAGUGAAGUCACUCGAUGUAAAGCUAGUUGGGGGAAACUCUUUGAUAAAUACUCUAGGGAUCCCUGGGUGGCUCAGCAGUUUGGUGCCCGCCUUUGGCCUAGGGUGUGAUCCUGGAGACCCGGGAUCGGGUCCCACAUGGGGCUCCCUGUGUGGAGCCUGCUUCUCCCUCUGCUGUGUCUCUGCCUCUCUGUGUCUCAUGAAUAAAUAAAUAAAACCUUUAAAAAAAAAAUACUCUAGCUUUCUAUCAUAGCCAGUGGAGUUUAUCCAAGGCACGAUUGUUGCUGAUUGAAAGAAAAAAAAAAUAGCUGAACAUUCUAGCUUUGAUUAUGCUGAGAGGAACUAUGCCUAUUUUCUUCACAAUUUGUAGAUUUUUCUUUGGAGCACUUGUUGGCUCCCAAUGAAUACAUGAUGUAAAAAAAAAAAAGAAAGAAAGAAAGAAAGAAAGAAGGAAAGAAAGAAAGAAAGAAAGAAAGAAAGAAAGAAAGAUUGGAGGAACAAAAAGUUAGCUUUCUUUCCUUUUUUUUAAAAGUAGGUUUCACACCCAAUGUAGGUCUCAAACUUAAGACCCAGAGAUCAAGAAUCAUAUGCUUUACUGACUGAGCCUGCUAGAAGCACCAACAAAAUUAGCUUUAACAGUUAAGAUAGUUUGGGGCAACUGGCUGGCUCAGUCAGUAGAGCGUAUGACUUGAUCUUGGGGUGGUGAAUUCAAGACCCACACUGGGUGUGGAGCUUACUUGAAAGUAAAAAUAAAUAGGGCGGGCCGCCUGGGUGGCUCAUGACCUUCAGCUCAGGUCAUGAUUUCAGGGUCUUGCUCAUCGAGGAGUCUGCUUCUCCCUCUCCUGCCCCUUCACUUGUUUUCUCUGUUAAAUAAAUAAAAUCCUUAGGCGGGGAAAACCCUCUUCAGAAAGCAAAAUUAACUGGAAGAAACUUUUCUUGAAAAUUGACAUUCUGGUUUAAUGAAUAUUUAUUCAACUUAAGGCUUGAAGAAGCAUCACUGAAUGAAGUCUGAGUAGCACAAGCCAUUCUUAUCAAACAUUAAUGUUUUAAGCUUAUUUAUAAAACCACUGACACCUACAUAGACUUGCAUGUGAAUGAUCAUUGUAUUUUUUUUUUAUAUUUUUUUAUUUAUGAUCGUCACACAGAGAGCGAGAGAGGCAGAGACAUAGGCAGAGGGAGAAGCAGGCUCCAUGCAACGGGAGCCUGACGUGGGACUCAAUCCCGGGUCUCCAGGAUCGCGCCCUGGACCAAAGGCAGGCGCUAAACCGCUGCGCCACCCAGGGAUCCCUGAUCAUUGUAGUAUUAUAAUAGCCAAUAACGGAUCAGUCUGAAUGCCCACCAACUGGUGAAUUAAUAAACAAAAUACAUAUUCCAAAUAGCAGCAUACUAUUCAGCAAUAAAAGUAAAAUUGCUGAAGCCUGCAGGAUAUGCCAGUGGUAUGACAUUUUCAAUUUUUAUGAAAAAUUUAAACAGGGAAGCUCAAAAGACCAGUACAUUAAUCACCUAUCUGCUCAUCACCUACAUUUAACAGAUAUUUGCUUCACCUCUAAUUUUGCUAAGAUGCAGUUGAAAGCAGCUCGACACUUGAUUGAAAUACUUAAGCGUGCAUUUAAAAAAAUACUUUAUUUGUAAGUAGCAUUAUUGCACUUGGGAACAUUGACCAGAAUUGCCUCAUCUCUAAUACUCAGUUCAUAUUUAAAUUUUCCUGCGGUGAGUUAUGAGCCAAAGGUCAAUCCAGCAUUGGUGUAAUUUAGAAUGAAAGCAGUUAUCAUCAA
Messenger RNA from Nyctereutes procyonoides (raccoon dog), 3416 nucleotides. RefSeq names its product RNA polymerase II subunit D (gene POLR2D). The record is from RefSeq and is a predicted model, not a curated record. Gene Ontology annotation, biological process: transcription initiation at RNA polymerase II promoter; nuclear-transcribed mRNA catabolic process, deadenylation-dependent decay; positive regulation of translational initiation. The transcript is spliced from 4 exons. NCBI's taxonomy places the organism in Eukaryota, Metazoa, Chordata, Mammalia, Carnivora, Canidae. Gene Ontology annotation, molecular function: nucleotide binding; translation initiation factor binding. Bases 63 to 491 code for a protein of 142 amino acids. Gene Ontology annotation, cellular component: RNA polymerase II, core complex; P-body.